AUGGAGGACGCCGCCGGCCGCCUCAUCGUCGCCGGCCCCGCCGGCGCCGCGCGCAUCGUCUCCACCACCCCCAUCCCCCUCCCCGCCGCGCCGGCCCCGCCGGCGCCCCAGCGGGACGCCGGCGCGCAGCGGCGGCCGCCCGCGCCGGCCGCGUUUGCGGUCGACGCGGUGCUCGUCCCUGAGGGCGUCUUCCCGACGCUCGCGGCCGCGUUUGCCGCGAUCCCCGCCAUCUCGACCUGGGCCAAGCUCACGCUCGCCAACCCCGCCGCCGCCGCGCGCGCGCGGGACGCCUCGUUUUCCGGGAUGAUCCUCGCGCCCACCAACCUCGGGAUCGACGCGUAUCUGAAGCGCGACAAGGUCCCCGCGGGCAGCUUCCUCAACGCGCCCAUCAUCAAGUACCUGCUCUUCUUCCACUCGUCCCCGGAGCCGUAUUCGCUGCGGCAGGUGCUCGCGGCGCCGCCGGCGAGCCCGCUGAGGAGCGGCUUGUCGAUCCUCGGGACGCCGGCCCCCAUCUUUCACGGCACAGCGCCGCCGGCCGCGGUGGCGGGCAAGGAGCGCGGCGGCGGCGGCGGCGGCGGCGGCGGCAGCGGCGGCGGCGGGGAGGGGCCCGAGGACGUUUAUGUGUGGGGUGCCCUCAACGUGCGAGACCAUGCCAAGGUGAUCUCUGGCGAUUACCUCGUCGGCGCCGGCACGCUCCACGUCAUCGACAACGUGCUGCUGCCCGACAUCGCCGUCGGAUCCACCGAGACCAUAAAGCGCGCCGUGGACGCCGAGGACGAGCUGUCAGUCAUGGCGCGGCUGCUGCAGGCGGCGGGCCUGGCCAAGGCGCUGGACGCUCCGUUGUUCAAGGGGACGCUGCUCGCGCCGUCGGACGAGGCCUUCAAAGCCUUUGCCAAGAAAAUGGGCUUCCCCUCGGUCGACGCGAUGCUCAACCUCGGACCCCUCGCCGCCGCCAUCGCCGGCGUCCACCUGAUCCCAACCUCGUACGACGAGGACGGCCUGCGCGGCGCCGCCCCUGUAGUCGCUCGGCCGUUCAAGGGCGGCGAGCUCACGUUCGAGGUUAAGGGGCCGCAGAAGCUGGACCUGGCGGUGUCGGGGCCCCAGAACGGCGCUAACCUCGUAAAGUACCUCGAGGCCGGCCGCAGCUUCGUGCACGUGAUCGACCAGGUCCUGCUGCCCAACAGCGUAUUUUUUACGAUCAUGGACGCCCUCUCCUUCUUCAACGCCACAAGCCGCUUCAAGUCCCAGGUCGCCGCGGCGCCCGCGCUCGCCGCCGCCGCCGCGGACCCCAAGACCUCCUGGACUGUCUUCGCGCCGACGGACGCGGCCUACGCGGCGCUCCCCGGCGCCCCGCCGCCGCCCGCGGCCCUCGUCGUGCCGCGCGGCGCACUGCUCGCGCCCGGCGGGUUCGAGGGCGCCGGCCCGCUGCGCACGCUGAGCGGCGACGCGUGGGGGGCGCCGCUCGUUGUGAGGGCCGAGGUCGACCCAUCGACGAAGGCCGGGGAGAUCCUUGUGUAUCCCGCGGGUUCGGAUCCGAAGGGCGCGUCCAAGGUUGUGCAGAUGAACCUAAUCGCCGGCCGCAGCGCCGUCCACGGCGUCGACCGGUUCCCAUUGACGACCCCCACCGCGCCCGCCGCUGCAACACCCGCCGCACCGGCGGCCGCCGAGCCGGCCGCCGCCCCGGCCGCUGCCCCGGCUGCGCCGAAGCGGCUGCGGGCAGCACUCCUCUGA
Molecule: messenger RNA, 1731 nt
Organism: Monoraphidium neglectum
Lineage: Eukaryota; Viridiplantae; Chlorophyta; Chlorophyceae; Sphaeropleales; Selenastraceae
Exons: 5
Coding region: 1-1731 (576 amino acids)
Source: RefSeq, a predicted model, not a curated record